Molecule: messenger RNA, 2695 nt
Organism: Schistosoma intercalatum
Lineage: Eukaryota; Metazoa; Platyhelminthes; Trematoda; Strigeidida; Schistosomatidae
Source: the annotation of a GenBank genome assembly
CAUCCUUUUCAUUUACAGAAGUUAUUUAGUAAAUUCUGUCUAUUUUAUUUUCUAAGCAUUUUGAAUAUUCUAAUUAGUUCUUAGGAAAAAAAAGAAAGAAAUGAACAUGAAAAAUCCAUUAGAUUUUGAAUUCAAUACACAAUUAUUACCACAAUAUAAAGAAUAUCAAUUAUAUUCAAAUGAUUUAUGUUUACAAGAAUUAAAACAAUUCUAUUAUAAUCAAACAUGGUUAAUUAAUAUCACUGAAGAAAUUCAUUCAACAAUGGAACAAUUAAAUAGACCAUGUGAAAAAAUUCAACGUUUUGAAUGGAUGCUUGAACGUGAAUAUUUUGUUGCUAUAACAAUGGGUUUAUUAGCAUGUUUUGGAUUGAUUGGCAAUUUAUUAAGUUGUAUUGUAAUUAUUCAAUAUUUAUUAAAAUUUUCUGAAACAUUCAUUCUAUUUAUAUUUUUAUCAUUAGCUGAUUCAUUAGUUAUUAUUAUGCAAACAAUUGAUGCUUAUCGUAAUUCUGUUGCAGUUGACUUUUAUACAUUAAUUUCAUUAGAUGAAAUUUCACAUCCAUCAAAUAUAUGGCGACGUGAUUGGAAUUGUAAAUUAUUUUUAUAUUUUUGGCAUUUAAGUUUACAACUUUCAGCAUGGCUUGUUAUGGCAUUAACGGUUGAUCGAUAUGCAAGUUUAAAACAAGUCUAUAUAACAAGAAGUAGACGUUCAUUACAUUGCCGUGCAUGGUUAAUUGGUGGAGGUAUACUAGUCUUUUUAGCCUUUUUAAAUCUACCAUUUUUAAUUUAUGUGAAAUCAGUGAUUUACGAAAUGCCAUGUGGACACAGUCAUUUCUGUAUUUUUAUCAAUCCAACUGAAGAAAGAGAGCUGACAGGAGAUAUAGAACAAACAACUUCAUCAAAACAAAUACAAACUGAUGAAUUCGAACAUUUAUACGAUCAUUUUGUCAAUGGUACAUUAUUAUUAUUUAGUAAUCAAUCAUUUGAAAUGAAUCAAACUACAGAUUGUAAACAAUUACUUGGACUUCAUAAUUUAUUUAGUGAAUUAGUAGAAACAAAGCAAUCGAAAUCAUCACUAUUUUCUAUUGCACGUAACAUUAGCAUAUGGUUAAGUCAUCAACAUUUAAUCAUUUUUGGAUUUAUUCCUUAUACUGUUACUAUUAUAUUUAAUGUCUUAUUAAUUCAUUACUUGAGAUCAUUACCAUGGUUUCAUCCAAAACAAAAAUGUGGUAAUAAAGUAUGUUUUAAAAAGAAUACAAAAUAUAAUCCAAAAAUAUUAAUGAGUUUAAACAAAUGUUGUAUGUCCAUGUUUCAACGAUCUGGCAAAUGUAAAUCUAAAAAAGAAGAAAAAAUAAAAUCAUAUAAUCAUCAAAUUAAUAUUGAGCAAUCAUUAAUUCCAUGUAAAUGUAUAUUACAUUCAGAGAAUAAUCCAGUUAUUAUUGGUACAACAUGUUCACAUUCAUUAAAUAAACGAAAACAAAUUCAUAAAUUUGUUAAAAUGUUUGAUAACAAUAAUCAUAAUCAAAAUAUAAUUACUAUGUAUUGUCCAAUAUCUAAUCAUCAUGUGAUAUCAUCAUGUAUUGGACCGCAUACAUGGGAUGGUACAUUAAACAAUUAUAAUGAUGAUAACAAUAAUAAUAAGAAUAAAAUGAAAUUAAAACAUUUUCAAUCUUCAACUCUAACACCUUCAAAUAAUUCAAGGUAUUCAUCUUGUGUUUCAAUAAAAUUGGAUAAUUCACAAAUUCGUCUAUGUUCUCAGCAUUUUGAUGAUGAUGAUGAUGAUGAUGAUAAUGUUGAUAAUGAUGGAUGUCGAAAUCGUGAUAAAAAUAUUGAUAGUGUGCAUUAUUAUUCACAAUCCAAAAAUGGUUGUAAUUCAUUGUCUAAUAGACAAAAUACUGAUAUACAUAUUUUACUACAUAAAUACAGAUCAAAUUCAGUGAAAACAGGAUGGUUUGUUGGUCAAAGACGUACAACUAUUUUAUUAUUAGUUGUAACAUUUACUUUUGUAGGAUUAACAUUGCCAUAUUUAAUUUACGUUGAAUUAAAACAAUUCAACAUAGUAGAUCUUACAAAAGCUGAAAAUUAUCGUCCUGAACAUAUGGUGGAAGAAUUAUGUCGUUUUUUAUUCUUUAUUAAUAAUGGUUUAACAUUUUUUAUUUAUAUGACUGGACGUCAAUUUCGUAAAGGAUUUUAUCGACUUAUUCAUCGUUUUAAAUAUUAUUUACGUUCAUCAAUGUGUCCAAAUGUUGAAAGAGAAAAUAAAUGGUAUUCACAUCCACCAAAUAAAAAUCAUACAUUUAAAUUAAUAAAACCAAGUAAACAUUAUACUUUUCAUCGACAUUCUGAUCAACAUUAUUAUCAUUCAUAUCAAAUGAAAACUAUACAACAACAACAACAACAACAACAACAACGGCCUGAACACUAACACUGACAACAAUAGUAAUGUCUACCAAAUAACAAGAUUAUUUAGCAUAAUCAUUUAGAAAAAAUUCAUAAUGAAUAUAAUCCUCGAAAAUCCAUUUUGAUAACGCAAUAAAACUCCAUAAUCCAAAUAAAAAGUGAUAUUUAAACAGCUGGAAGAACGCACUUGGUGAAAUAAUCUGAAAUUUCAAAGAAUUCAACCGCAUUUAUUAUAAAUAUUCUUAUUUUUACGCAUUUAAGAAUAUCGAUAAAAUGAUAAUAAACCUUGGAAUUCAAU